CAUUAUUAACAAAUUGUACAAUAAACUUUACCAAACAUAAUUAAUUUAAAAAAACGUUGACAAUUUAUUUUUUUAUUUAUUAAAGUUAAAUUAAAAGUCACAACAAAAGUGCAACGUGUUUACAAACAGUACUAAUCCACCCCCUCAAAGUCAACAAACAAUUUGACAUCAUAACCUAUAAAAACAUAUAAAUAAAUAAACAAGCAUCAAUUUUAUUAAAUAAAAAUAAUAAACUAAAAUAAUUGUUAUUACAUAAAAAUUAUAAACUAAUAAUACAAUUAAAAUAAAUUAAAAUGGCUGGUGAAGUUGUAGUUGAUGCACUGCCUUAUAUUGAUCAAGGAUAUGAUGAACCAGGAGUUCGAGAAGCUGCACUGGCUAUGGUUGAGGAAGAAACUCGUCGUUACAGACCAACAAAAAAUUAUCUAGAACAUUUACCUCCACUAAAUGUAUUGGCAUUUGAAACAGAUGUUAUUAAACAUGAAUUUGAAAGAAUGCAAAAUCGUUUACCAAUAGAAGUUUUGAGUAUGAAAAGAUAUGAGCUACCACCACCACCACCUGGUAAAAUGAAUGAUUUAUCAGCUUGGAGUGAAAGUAUUGACAAUAGUUCAGCUCAAUUAGCCCACCAAGAAACUAGAAUUUGUAAUUUGGAAUUAAUGAUGGAGUAUGGUUGUGAAGCUUGGAAAGCACAUCUUGAAGUACUAAAUCACAUGGUUGGACAAGUACAAAAACAAUUACAAAUAUUAAAAAAACAAAUUCAAGAAGUUAAUUGGGGAAGAAAAUCAAUGCAAACACAAGGUGGUGAAAAAUUAAGAGCACUUGAAGCACAAUGGGUUGGUUUAGUAUCAAAAAAUUAUGAAAUUGAACAAGCACUUGUACAUCUUGAAGAAGAAAUUAAUAAAUUAAAAGUUCAACGAAGUGAAGAUGCUGAAGUUAAUGAUGUACCUGGAGUUGAACAAGAACCAGGUGUACCAGAAAUAAGUGCUAGUGAUACAGCAUCAUCCAUGGAAGUUGAUGAUAAUAUUGAACAAGUUGCUGAUCCUCAAAUUAAUGACCAAAAUUAAUUUAAAUAAUAAAUUUAUCAUCUGAUUUUUCAAAUUGA
This is a messenger RNA of Aphidius gifuensis, 1099 nucleotides long. RefSeq names its product pre-mRNA-splicing factor SPF27 (gene BCAS2). Gene Ontology annotation, biological process: mRNA processing. The transcript has 3 exons. Lineage: Eukaryota; Metazoa; Arthropoda; Insecta; Hymenoptera; Braconidae. Gene Ontology annotation, cellular component: Prp19 complex; catalytic step 2 spliceosome; precatalytic spliceosome. Bases 294 to 1061 code for a protein of 255 amino acids. The record is from RefSeq and is a predicted model, not a curated record.